AUGACGGUGGAGCAAUUGGAGGGUUAUUUACAAGCCCAUGAAGAAAAGAUCAAGAGAAGACAAGAAGUGCCACUGGAGCAACUUCUUAAAACUCAGGCAUCCUUUAAGGACAAUGGAAGUGAAAAGAGCUAUCGAGGAAAUGGACGAGGACGAGAACAUGGUGGUCAUGGAAGGGGAAGAGAAAAAUCUAACUUUGUUGACGACAAGAAAGAAGAAGAUGAGUCAACGUUAUUGCUGGCACUCAAGGAAGAAGACAGGGAUGAUUGUAGCUCUUGGUAUUUGGACAAUGGAGCAAACAAUCAUAUGUGUGGAUGCAAAGAAAAGUUUGUGGAGAUCAAUAAAAUGGUGAGAGGUAAUGUGUCAUUUGGAGAUACCUCAAAGAUUCAAAUCGAAGGGAUAGGUACGAUUCUGAUCUCCUGUAAAGAUGGUAGUCACAAAUUAAUUCAAGAUGUUUAUUGUGUGCCAAAAUUAAAAGGUAAUAUUUUGAGUUCGGGACAACUUCUUGAAAAUGAAUAUGACAUCCACAUGAAAAAUAUGUAUCUUUGGCUUAGAGAUUCAAGUGGAAUUCUAAUUGCUAAAGUGCAUAUGGCAAAGAAUAGAUUAUUUUCUCUGAAUCUUAGAACAAUUUAUGCAAAGUGUUUGAAGGCUCAUGGUGUUGGCACAUGCGAUUUGGGCACUUGA
Nicotiana attenuata is the source of this 681-nucleotide messenger RNA. RefSeq lists its product as uncharacterized. The record is from RefSeq and is a predicted model, not a curated record. The coding region runs from base 1 to 681 and encodes 226 amino acids. The transcript is spliced from 2 exons. NCBI's taxonomy places the organism in Eukaryota, Viridiplantae, Streptophyta, Magnoliopsida, Solanales, Solanaceae.